Molecule: messenger RNA, 1731 nt
Organism: Salarias fasciatus (jewelled blenny)
Lineage: Eukaryota; Metazoa; Chordata; Actinopteri; Blenniiformes; Blenniidae
Gene: rps6kb1a
Product: ribosomal protein S6 kinase b, polypeptide 1a
Exons: 15
Coding region: 133-1662 (509 amino acids)
Biological process (GO): protein phosphorylation; signal transduction
Molecular function (GO): protein serine/threonine kinase activity; ATP binding
Source: RefSeq, a predicted model, not a curated record
CCGGUCCCUCAGUGUUGUUUUGGUUAGCUCGCAGCUUAGCCCAUGCUUUCUGCCGCAGCCGGCUCUCCCGUGAGGCGGGCGGAGCGGGGCUUUGUUUUCUGAAGAACCGGGCAGCGGAGAGCGCGGUGGAUCAUGGCCGGAGUUUUCGACAUCGAUCUGGAUCAACCGGAUGAGAACGUCUCUGACGACGAGCUCGAGGACGGGGCUCAGCUCAGUGAAUACAUGGACCAGUGCAGCAGCUUUGAAUUUAACAUGGAUGACUGUGAGAAGUUUGAAAUUUCAGAGAACAGCGUGAACAAGGGAACAGAGCAGAUCAGGCCCGAAUGCUUUGAGCUGCUGAAAGUUUUGGGAAAAGGAGGCUAUGGCAAGGUGUUCCAGGUGCGGAAGGUGUCCGGUGCCACCUCCGGGAAGAUAUUUGCCAUGAAGGUUUUGAAGAAGGCGAUGAUCGUCCGCAACGCGAAGGACACGGCUCACACCAAAGCUGAGAGGAACAUCCUGGAGGAGGUGAAGCAUCCCUUCAUCGUGGACCUCAUCUACGCCUUCCAGACGGGGGGAAAGCUGUACCUCAUCCUGGAGUAUCUGAGUGGUGGGGAGCUGUUCAUGCAGCUGGAGAGAGAAGGCAUCUUCAUGGAGGACACAGCCUGUUUCUACCUGGCUGAGAUCUCGAUGGCGCUCGGUCACCUGCACCAGAAGGGCAUCAUCUACAGAGACCUGAAGCCGGAAAACAUCAUGCUCAACAACAACGGACACGUGAAGCUGACCGACUUCGGUCUGUGCAAAGAGUCGAUCCACGACGGAACGGUCACACACACCUUCUGUGGAACCAUCGAGUACAUGGCUCCAGAGAUCCUCAUGAGGAGCGGACACAACCGCGCUGUGGACUGGUGGAGUCUGGGAGCGCUCAUGUACGACAUGCUGACAGGAGCACCUCCGUUCACCGGUGAGAAUCGUAAAAAGACGAUUGACAAAAUCUUGAAAUGCAAACUCAGCCUUCCACCUUACCUCACACAAGAAGCCAGGGACCUGCUCAAAAAGCUGCUGAAACGAAACGCCUCUCUACGACUGGGCGCAGGGCCGGGAGAUGCUGCCGAGGUCCAGGCCCACCCUUUCUUCCGGCACAUCAACUGGGACGACCUCCUCGCCCGCAAAGUGGAGCCUCCGUUCAGGCCGUUUCUGCAAUCGGCCGACGACGUCAGCCAGUUCGACUCCAAGUUCACCAGCCAGACUCCAGUGGACAGCCCCGACGACUCCACGCUCAGCGAAAGUGCCAAUCAAGUCUUCCUGGGCUUCACGUACGUCGCCCCGUCGGUGCUGGAGAACGUCAAAGAGAAGUUCUCCUUCGAGCCAAAGGUCCGCUCGCCGCGGAAGUUCCCGGGCAGCCCGAGGACACCUGUGAGCCCGGUCAAGUUUGCCGGCGGAGACGUCUGGCCGCGGGGCCCCUCGCUGACCGGCUGCCCGUCCAUGCUGUCGCCCGGCGGCUCGCUGGAGCAGCCCAUGGACGUCUCGGGCGUGGAGCACAUGGACACCAGCGGCGGCUGCACCUCCGAGGCGUCCGCCCCGCUCCCCAUCAGGCAGCCCCCGGGCAUCGGCGCCGGCCCCUACAAGAAGCAGGCCUACCCCAUGAACUCCAAGCGGCCCGAGCAUCUACGGAUGAACCUAUGACGCUCGGCGCGCCCACAGACUUUAGCUCUCUUUCAAUUCCUCUUCCUCUGAUUUGUUUCCUUUCAAAAA